AGUAUGACAAAAAUAAAAUUUCAUAAUUUAUGUGAUAAUAAAGGUCCAACUCUAAUUUUAGCAAGAAUUGAUAAUACAAAUGAUAUUAUUGGUGGAUAUAAUCCACAUUCUUGGACUAGUUCAAAUGAAUGGAUUGGAUCAACUGAAAGUUUUAUAUUUUCAUUCAAAUCUGAAAGUAGGGAAGGAAUUGAUGAUAUUAAUUUUAGUAGAAUAAACAAUCACAAUCCGAAUGCUGCAAUUUUUGACGGUGAUAGUAAUUUUGAUGUGACAUUUGGUUCAGAUUUAUCAUUAUUUAGUGGAGAGUAUAAACAUGUUCAUUAUCAAAGAAGAAUUAUGAAUUGUGGUACAUUUACAAUUAAAGAAUUUGAAGUUUUUCAAAUUAGAAGAAAUAUUAGGACGGCCUAAGUUUAACAUUCGUUUAGUUAUAUUUCUAAAUUCUAGAAUUCGCGUAUUUAAUAUUAAUAAUUUGUAAAUUUAAGGG
Messenger RNA from Rhizophagus irregularis DAOM 181602=DAOM 197198, 481 nucleotides. NCBI's taxonomy places the organism in Eukaryota, Fungi, Glomeromycota, Glomeromycetes, Glomerales, Glomeraceae. The record is from RefSeq and is a predicted model, not a curated record.